Messenger RNA from Linum trigynum, 423 nucleotides. Lineage: Eukaryota; Viridiplantae; Streptophyta; Magnoliopsida; Malpighiales; Linaceae. The record is from the annotation of a GenBank genome assembly.
AUGGCCAGAAAUCUAGAAGGUGGGCGUUCCAAUGUGGCUGGAGGAGGAGACCGUUCAUCAUUUACAUUCUAUGUGUUUGUAGUUAUCCUCGACCUUAUGAUAAUCGCCGCAAGCUUUGGAAAUAGGCAGUCCGCCUCGAGUUCGACUUCCGUGGUUUUACCUCCCGAAGAAAGUACUGCAUUUGAGGUUUUUGUGGUGACUUGGCCACCGGGCUUUUGUUCUAUGCACAGGGUAACCUGCACAAGAGAUUCAAUUAAUGAUAAAUGGGUUGCACACGGUAUAUGGGGCGUGAGGGCGGAUGGAACUGUUAAGAAACAUUGCCCUAUACCGGCUAUGUCAACCUACGCCACUGAUGUAAGUUGCCUUGAGUUGGCUGCUGCAGUAAUUGCGUACUUGUUAUACCAUACGUCCGAUUUGUUGUAA